AUGUCCUCAAGAGUAUUCCUAGUCACUGGCUGCUCGACCGGCUUCGGGUAUUACCUUGCUCAAGAGAUCAUCGACAAAGGUGAUAUCUGCAUCGCGACGGCGAGAAACCCAGGUCAACUCAAGUUUGAAAACACUAACGAGAAGAAUUUCCUCUCACUCAAGCUAGACGUCACAAAACAAGAGGAUAUUGAAAAUGCCUUCAGCAAAGCGCUGAAGCAUUUCAAUCGUGUUGAUAUCGUCGUCAACAAUGCCGGUUAUGGUUUGUCGGGUCCAUUUGAGGAAUUGGAUGAGCAGUCUGCCAGGACCCAGAUGGAGGUCAACUUCUUUGGUUUAAUUGCCGUGACGCGAAAAGCUAUGAGCGUUAUGCGGGAACAGAAGCCGCCAGGAGGACUCAUUCAGCAGGUUACUUCGAUCGGUGGCCAACGCGGUGUUCCGCUUUUUAGCAUUUACUGCGCGAGCAAGUGGGCGGUUGAAGGUUUCACCGAGGCAGUGAGCAAGGAAGUAAAGCCUGAAUGGGGCAUCAAGUUUCAGUGUGUCGAGCCGGGUGGCUUUAGAACCGAUUGGGCUGGUCGCUCGAUGAAAUUUCCGGAGAAGAAGCACCCGGCGUAUGAUCAUCUGGAUGCGGAAAAGAUGAUGGGAGAGCGCAACGGCACCCAAGCUGGUGACCCCAAGAAAGGUGGUCAGGCGAUGUACCAGCUUGCAAUCAUGAAAGAUCCUCCAUUGAGAAUGGUUAUUGGUAGUGAUGCAUACUCGGCCAUACAAGAAAAGCUCAAAUUGUAUGGGGAUAACUACGGUAGGGCGGACUUGAAAGAGCUAGCCAACAGUACCGACGUCGAAGGUUACAAGCGACCUCAAUAA
Truncatella angustata is the source of this 858-nucleotide messenger RNA. RefSeq lists its product as uncharacterized. The record is from RefSeq and is a predicted model, not a curated record. Lineage: Eukaryota; Fungi; Ascomycota; Sordariomycetes; Amphisphaeriales; Sporocadaceae. Gene Ontology annotation, molecular function: oxidoreductase activity. The transcript is spliced from 3 exons. The coding region runs from base 1 to 858 and encodes 285 amino acids.